AUGACUGACGGUUUCAUCGGAAAGAUCAAACAGACUUUUAGCUCGAAAGAGAAGCAAAACGAAAAGAUACUAAGGGCGCUGUACCGUGCUGGUAAACGGAAGGCCCAAUCCGAGGCUGGUGUUAAGCGUAACAACAGCACCAGUUCCAGUUCCAGCUCGCUGAGCGACGAGGGACACCCAGCAGGUAAGAACACUACCGGCACCGCCGCCCCAGGCCAGACUUUUGGCAGCAAGUCUGACCCAGCAGCAGCUGGCGCCGCCGGUGCCGCUUUGGGAGGAGCAGGUGGUGCAGCAGCAGGCACUGCCGCCGGGGGCUCUUCUUCUUCUUCGCAGGAUCCUAAUGUGAUUAGAUCCACCAACAAGGGCAGAGUGGUUUCGCAGCCACCAAACGUUUCGCGCGAGCCUUUGGAGAAGCAGUGGGGCGGUGACUAUGCCAAUGAGAAGAAGCCUACCGAGGUUUCUGGUGGCACUGGUCCUGAAUCCAGCAAUGCCAUUGUGGACAACACCAACCCUGGUUACGAUAAUGCCGCCAGCCCAGUUCAAGGCCACGGCAGAUUCUACGACCCUAAGGACACCCAGGGUGGUCUUUACGGUUCCAACGCUAACGAGAGCAAUGCCGCCACUUAUGCUGGUGCUGGCGCUGCUGGCGCUGGCGCUGGUGCUCUUGGUGCUUCUGCCGUUAAGGGCGGUGAUUCUGAUGACUCCAAGUAUACCGAAGCCACCAAGCAGCAGGCUCCUCACAACAAGAACUUGAAGACCAAGCCAGAUGCCUACGCUGAGCAGGACAAGAUUGACGACGAGGCCAACCGCGUUUCUGAGCAGGCUUAUGCCAAGGGCCAGAGACAGGCCCACGAGAUCCACCAGCAAGGCCAGGAGAAGGCCAAGGCUGACGCUGACGAAGGUAAGAUUGGCAGCCAGGUUGACGAGGACGAGGAACACUCCAAGAACAGAUCUGCCUACAACCGUGGCGGUGUCAAGCUGGCCUACAGGGAGGUUUCUGGCCAGGAUGGUCCAAGUGACAAGAGCAGCGCGGGUAAUGCUGCAGCUGGUGCCGCAGCUGGUGGUGCUGCUGGAGCAGGCGCUUCUCACUUGGCCAACAAGGGCGAUGCUCACUCCAACGUUGUCAAGGCUGGCGAGCCUCCAUCUUCUGAGGACUUUGACUACGACUCUGAAAUCAAACGUUUGGAUAAGAACAUUGAAACUACUCAGAAGGAGAUUGACGCUAUCCACUCGCCAAACAGAAGCACUUUGGACCCUAAGGCUAGCGGCAAUGCUGGUUCUAGUGCUAUUCCAACUGGCCAGUCCAAGUCUGCUGUGACUGGCUCUAACGCUGGUACUUCUUCUGGCUCUGGCAGAGCUCUCGCUGGCGCAGGUACUGGCGCGGCUCUUGGUUCUGGCGCAGGUUACGCUGCGGGCUCUGGCUCUAGCGAGCAGAAGCAUUCGCAGCCAGAGACUACCUCCAGGUCUCAGCAGCAGCAGAGCUCUUCUGGCACUGACUACAAGGACUACUACGAUGCUGGUGUUAGAAAGGGCGCUUACGAAGCUGGUAGAGGUCAGGGCGUCGAGGAGAAGGCCUACAGUGCUGGCCAGGAUGCUGCUUCUAAGGAUGCUAAGGAUGCUGCUUCUAGCUCUUCCUCUGGUACUGGCUCUGGUAUUGUUGCCGGUGCUGCUGGUGCCUUUGGUGCUGCUUCUGUUCUUGCUUCUCAGGCUCUUGGAUUUGGCGGCCUGAACAAGACUACGGAGUCCCACGAGGCUGACGUUGGCCCUGCUGGUGCCACUAACGCUGCUUCUGCUGUUCCUGGUGCUGGUGGUGCUUCUCACGGUGCUUCUGUCCACACCCAGGGUGCCCCAGAAGCUAGAGGUACUUCCCAGGAAGGUCCUGCUGGCCAGCACGGCUACCUUGACUCUGCCAAGGGCGCUCUUGGCUCUGCUGGUGCUUCUGCUGCUGGCGCUCUUGGUUACAAUGAAUACGAGAACAAGAGUAAGGACAAUGAGCAGCAGACCAAGCAGUCUACUUCUCAACCAAGUGCCCUGGCUAAGUACGGUUCUACUGCUACUGCUCCAAGCGCCGUUGAAACCGGCGGUGCUCAAUCUUUGAAGCACCCAGGCUUCCAGCACCCAAGAACUGAAGGUCCUGGUCUCACUGCCGCUUCUGGUUCUGAAGACAGACGUGGUGCUGAUGACGUCGCUAAGGAGGCUAAGGAGAAGGCUCAGCAGAGAACUAAGUCUAAUCAGGUUGGCAAUGCAAGUGAAUCUGGUUCUGGUCCUACUAAUGCCGACACCAAGCUGGCUUCUCUGGGUCAGAGCUUGGAGACCGACGUUUCUGAGCACAACAAGAAGCAAGGUAUCAAGAACGACGGUCGUUCUUUGCUUGACAUUGCUGAGCAGGAAGACCCUUCCAUUGCUAAGUUGAAGCAUGCUACGGGCUUGCACGGUGCUGACGAGCUUGACAAUGGUGAGGAGCAGGCUACUUCCAAGGCUGACGAUAUCCAGCCAAUUCCUGACGUUGCUUUGCACUCAAAGAGUGAGUUCAUUAACUCUGGUGGUAAGUCUGGUCAAUUGGGCGGCGUUUCGGCUUCUGAAGCUGCUAGCUCAACCGAUAAGGACGCCCCUGUUGCGUUGGCAGCUGUUAACCCUGACGAGGCUGCUAAGAUUACUGAAGAUAUUGAGAGGAACCAGAAGAAGUCCUCUUCUAACGCUUUAGGUAGAGCUCUUGGUGCCGGUGCUGGCUCGCCAAGUGUUUUCGUUGAUACUCCUCCAGCUCCAAGCUCUGGACAGUAUCAAGACUCCCCCUACUACGCUCCUGAACGUGGUGGAAACCACCCUGCUCCACGUGUUUCUGGCCAGGCUUAUGUUUCCAAGGACCAGAGGGAACAACACCGUCGUGAAGUGUUGGCUUCUGAGAAUGCUGGUGCCAAUGCUGGUCCUACAGCUGGUGCUGAUACUGCUGCUGACUCUGGUUACCUGAGCAAGGAAUUAGAAGAGAAGACUCUCAUUGAGACUGCUUAUGCUGCUGGUGUGAAGAAGUUGGCUGAGGAGAGAGGCCUCGGCCCUGACCAUCCUGCUCAUCAACAGAACGCCCAUUCUGAUGCUACCAGCAGUAAGAAGGACCACAGCAGCGAACCUGUUGUGGAAGUGAUUGGUAUUUCUGACAGAGAGAAGGCUCAGAAGGUUGCUCUCAAGGCUACUCGUGAUCUUUCUAAGCAAGGUGAAGAUGUGCUGAACAGCAAGAUUGUCGUUGAUGCUAACAAGAGAGAGAUUUACAUUGAGAAGGAUGCUUCUGAAGCUCAGCGUACCAAGGAUGCUGAGCGUGCCCAGAGAGAAGCCGAGGCUGCUAAGAGUUCUGAUUCCACUGGCGCCGCUGGUGCUGCCGGUGCUGCCGGUGCUACUGGUGCUGCUGCCGGUGCUGCUGGUUCUAACAAGGAACCUCACCCUGCUGAUUUCCAUGGACAGGUUAAGCAAGCUGGCCUUGUCAAUGAACAGAACAAGUCUACUGCACCUGCCACUGGUGCCCCUACCGGCACUAGCUUCGGUACUGGUUCUGGUUCUGGUUCUGGCUCUGGCUCUGGUCCUGGCGUUGGUGCCGCUGCUGGUACUGCUGGUUUGGUUGGCGCUGCCGGAGCCGCUGGUGCCUAUGCUGGAUCAAAGGGUUCUAAGAGUUCUAAUGAAAAGCCAGAUGCCUCUUUCUCUCAGGAGAACCCAAGAGAUGUUGACCCUAGAAACUACCAUAACCAGCACGAGAAGGUGAAGGACGAGCUUGAGGAGUUUGCUGAGGAGGGCCGUUUGGGUAACAUUGAACCUCAAGGCUCUGCUUUCUCAGGUUCUGCCCCUGCUAUUGGAGCUGCUGGUGCUGGAGCUGCUGGAGCAGCCGGUGCCGCUGGUCUUGCUGGAUCUUCCAAACAACCUGAUGCUUCUUUCGACGAGCCUAACCCAAGGGAAGUUGAUCCUCGCAAGUACCACCAAAAGCACGAACAAGUUAGGGAUGAUCUUGAGGAAUACGCCGAAGAGGGCCAGCUUGGUAACGUUGAACCUAAGCUGUCUGCCCCAGGUGCUGGUGCUGCCGCUGCUGGACUUGGUGCUGCUGGCUUAGCUGGUGGCGCCGCUGCUGGCUCUGCUCAAUCUAAGCACCCUGAUGCUAGUUUCCAUGACCCAAGCCCUGGCGAUGUUGAUCCUAAAAAGUACCACAACCAGCAUGAGGAGGUUAAAGAUGAACUCGAAGAAUUUGCUGAAGAAGGCCAGCUUGGAAACGUUGAGCCUCAACCAGCAGGUUCUGCCGGUGCUGCUGGUCUCGGUGCUGCUGGACUUGGUGCCGGCGCUGCCGGUGCUUCUACUGGUUCCCAACAACCAGAUGCUACUUUCCAUCAAUCUAACCCUGGAGAUGUUGACCCUAAGAGAUACCACAAUGAGCACGAGAAGGCCAAGGAUGAACUUGAAGGAUUCGCUCAGGAAGGUAACUUAGGCAAUGUUAGUGGUGCUGCCGCUGGCACUGGUGGUCACUCUGGUUACCGUGAGCCUUACCCUAGUACUUCUACCGAAGGUGGUAGCGACCCUAACUUCUACCAGAAUGUUAAGGUUAUUGGUGUUAAGGAUACCGAAACUGCCAAGGAUUUGGCCAAGCAGGCCGUCGCUGCUGUUCAGGGACGUACCGAUUUGUUGAAUGGUAUCAAGGAAUUGAGAGUUGACUCUUCUGGUGCUGUUACUGACGAGAAUGGUCAAUUCUUGAUCCAGCUUGGCCAUCCCCGUGGCCUGCUUUCUGAAGGGAAAGACACCCAGCCUCGCGGCGGUGGUGUAACCCCUCCAGUUACUUCUGGUGGCCAGAACGUGCCUUCUGCCGCCGCUGCUGCCCUUGCUGGCUCUGCUGCUGGUUAUGGAACCACAACUCACAAGGAGAGUCCCCUCAAGACUCAGUCCCUGACGAUUCCACAAUCUAGUGGCACUGGUACUACUAGUGGUACGAGCCAGCUCGGCACUUUGGGUGGUAACCAAUCGUAUUCCCCAAGGGAUCCAUUGGACACCCAAGAACGUCAUUCGAAUGUCAACCCUAGUGGAACUUCCGGUCAAGAUGCUGCCAAUUUGUCUGACCGUCUUGGUAAUCUUCGAACUGACGACCUCAACGCUACUUCACGUGGCCUUGCUGGCCAAGGCGCCUCCACCACUGCUGCCCCAGGUGUUGGUGCCUCUUCAGGUUCUGCUACCGCUGCCCCGAGAAGCAGGGCCUGGUUGCCAUGCCAGGCUCAUUUGACGUUUAAUUGGCGUCUUGAGUAUAAUAAUUCUGUUUAA
This is a messenger RNA of Candidozyma haemuli, 5280 nucleotides long. RefSeq lists its product as uncharacterized. The transcript has 2 exons. Bases 1 to 5280 code for a protein of 1759 amino acids. The record is from RefSeq and is a predicted model, not a curated record. Lineage: Eukaryota; Fungi; Ascomycota; Pichiomycetes; Serinales; Metschnikowiaceae.